UAAACUUCAAUAUUUUUGCAACGAUUUGAUGUGGGAGCAAAAUCCAGCUCCGUUACCAAAGCGUUACAAGUGACGAUGCCUAUAGCGAGCAAAACAAAUGACAAUGGUGACAUGAAUUGGGUCAAGGGCUCAAGCAGCGAUUCCAUUAACUGCCCGGACAUUGUUUUCUCAGAAAUCCGUUGUGAUACUUGAUAGCGUACACAGCGCCUGAGUGUGCGAGAUGUGUGUUAUGUGCCGAUAAACACGAUGGCAUUCGAGUGAUUUGCAGAAAGAGAAAGGUAGAAUUUCUUAUGCAAAACCUAAAAUCUUUUCUCUUUUUCUGAACAGUAAAAGCUGCUAGCUGUCACUCACGGAUUCGGAAUUGGAAAAGGAAAGAAUAAAAAUUCACAUUGUGUGACAAAAUGCCUCAAAAAUUGUAUCAGCUGCCACAGCAACCAUUAAAAACUGCCCCAUUGGUAUCAAAGAAGUUUUUCUGCAAAGUUUGUGGGAAAAGUUAUACAAGAAAUUUCUGCCUGAAAAUUCACAUGACGUCUCACACUGGAGUAAAAUCCUAUCGCUGUGAAAUCUGUGGUUGGUGCUGCGACUCUAACUACAUCCUGAAAGUACACACCAGAAGCCACACUGGGGAGAAGCCAUUCAAAUGUGUGAUGUGUCGUAAAGCUUUCUCAACAAAUGCAGUGUUGAAGCUCCACAUGAAGAGACACGCUGGGGAGAAGCCUUUCCGUUGCAACGUCUGCACUGUUAAGGCAUUUGUCACCAAAUCUGAGCUAAACCUUCACCUGAGAAGUCACUCCAUUGAACAGCAAUUUGUUUGUGUUACUUGCCACAAAGGCUUUGUGAAAAUGUCACUGCUAAAGAUCCAUGAGCGGAUUCACUCUGGGGAGAAACCCUAUAAAUGCAAGCUGUGUGAUCAAUGGUUCCGGACGAAUUCGAUUUUGAAUGUUCAUACCAAAAGACACAUGGCAGAAAAGCCACACAAAUGCGAGAUUUGUGGGAAAAGUUUCAAGACAAAAUCAGAACUGACCAUCCACAAAAGGUACCACACUGGAGAAAAACCCUAUACAUGUGAAACAUGUGGUAAAGGUUUCUCUGUAAAUUCCGAUCUUAAAUUUCACAGACGUAUCCAUACAGGUGAGAAACCGUUUCUCUGCAUUAUAUGUGGUAAAAGUUUCAAGCUGAAAAAAGAGUUGAAAAUUCAUACCAGGACUCACACAGGUGAGAAACCAUUUAGUUGUGAUACCUGUGGAAAGAAAUUUAGCACUAAUUAUAGGCUGAAGAUUCACGCUCGAGUUCACACAGGUGAGAAACCUUACCAAUGUAGUGUGUGUGACAAAAGUUUUACAAAUGGCACAAAUCUAAAAGUUCAUACGUUGGCACAUUCUGGUGUGAAAUCUUGGCUGUGUGAGGUGUGCAAUAAAGGAUUCUAUACAAAAAAGGAUUUAAAUUUUCAUAGUAGAUGCCAUACUGAUGAAAAGCCAUUUGUAUGUGCUGUGUGUGGCAAGGCUUACCUGAGGCAAAAAAACCUAAGGAGGCACAUGUUUUCUCAUACAGGUGAAAAACAUCAUCGUUGUAAAAUAUGUGGCAAAGUUUUUCACCAAAUUUCCGACUUGGUCAUUCACUCCAAAUUGCAUCAAACGAACGACAGUCACGAGGAAGAGGUUAUGAACAAACAACUCAAGGCUAUCAGAAACCAGCUUCGAUGCGCUGUGUGUAAGUUGUGCUGUCCUUCUGAUUCUUCACUGAAAAACCACUUGGAAACACAUGCCGGAGAGAAACCGUAUCCUUGUGAGGUUUGCAGUGAAAGGUUCUCUGCUUUGUCUCAGGUAAAGGCUCACAUGCAGACGCACAACAAAGAGAAAUGUUACAUGUGUAAGGUAUGUGGGAAAGGCUAUACUAGGAAAUCUUACUUGAAGGUUCAUUCAAUGAUCCAUACUGGAGAGAAACCAUUUCAUUGUGAUAUCUGUGGCAAAGGUUUCAUCACUACUUCACAGUUAAAGACUCACAAGAUUGUUCACAGCAAAGAAACAAAGAAUACUUGUAAAGAGUGUAGGAAAGGUUUUACUACAUCAGAACAGUUACAGCUUCACCUCAAAGUGCAUUAUAGUGAAAGGCAGUUUCCUUGUGAUGUUUGUGGUAAUCGCUUCAGGUCUACCAGUCAUUUGAAGUCGCAUAUGGUCACUCAUACAGGUGAGAAGCUGUACCAAUGUGAACAAUGUGACAAGGCAUUUGCACGAAGUUCUACCUUAAAAAUUCAUUUGAGGACCCACUCAGGUGCAAAACUUAACAGCCCUUCUCAGUGUAGCGAAUCUACUGAACUGAACAGCCAUAAGCAGACUCCUGUCAGCAACGUGUAGUGAAUAUUAGGAUGACAUUUCUAAGAUACUAAACAUUGAUCUAGGUUGAACUGGUAAGUAAAGUGUCAGCUUUUCUGCCAGUAUGUUUUAAAUACAUAACCAGGUUUGUAGUACAAGUUGUGUUGCAUGGGCAAUCAUUGCAGCCAUCCUUUGCUUCCAAUCAAACUGUUUCUAAACGAUAAGUACUUUAACCAUAUUUCCAUUGAAGUACAUCCCCUUCAUUUCAAUUAAUUUUGAAAAUAACGAUGAAUUUAA
Messenger RNA from Octopus sinensis (East Asian common octopus), 2609 nucleotides. RefSeq names its product zinc finger protein 26-like. Lineage: Eukaryota; Metazoa; Mollusca; Cephalopoda; Octopoda; Octopodidae. The transcript has 2 exons. Gene Ontology annotation, biological process: regulation of transcription by RNA polymerase II. The coding region runs from base 402 to 2354 and encodes 650 amino acids. The record is from RefSeq and is a predicted model, not a curated record. Gene Ontology annotation, molecular function: RNA polymerase II cis-regulatory region sequence-specific DNA binding; DNA-binding transcription factor activity, RNA polymerase II-specific.